Molecule: messenger RNA, 609 nt
Organism: Trichoderma citrinoviride
Lineage: Eukaryota; Fungi; Ascomycota; Sordariomycetes; Hypocreales; Hypocreaceae
Product: ribosomal protein L16, L13 family
Exons: 5
Coding region: 1-609 (202 amino acids)
Biological process (GO): negative regulation of translation; translation
Cellular component (GO): ribosome; cytosolic large ribosomal subunit
Molecular function (GO): mRNA binding; structural constituent of ribosome
Source: RefSeq, a predicted model, not a curated record
AUGUCGUCCUUCGAGUCGGUUGUCGUCAUUGAUGGCAAGGGCCACCUCCUUGGCCGUCUUGCCAGCAUUGUCGCCAAGCAGCUCCUCAGCGGUCAGAAGAUCGUUGUCGUCCGCUGCGAGGCCCUCAACAUCUCUGGCGAGUUCUUCCGCGCUAAGCUCAAGUACCACGCCUACCUGCGCAAGAUGACCCGUUACAACCCUACCCGCGGUGGUCCCUUCCACUUCCGCGCUCCCUCCAGAAUCUUCUACAAGGCCGUCCGUGGUAUGAUCCCCCACAAGACCGCCCGUGGUGCCGCCGCUCUGGAGCGCCUCAAGGUUUUCGAGGGUGUCCCUCCCCCCUACGACAAGAAGAAGAAGAUGGUCGUUCCCCAGGCUCUCCGUGUCCUGAGACUGCAGCCCGGUCGCAAGUACUGCACCGUCGGCCGCCUGAGCCACGAGGUCGGCUGGAAGUACCAGGAUGUUGUUGCCCGCCUGGAGGAGAGGCGGAAGGCCAAGGGCGCUGCCUACUACGAGCGCAAGAAGGUUGCUGCACGACAACUGACCGACGCGAAGAAGAACGCCUCUGUCAAGGAGGAGACGGCGAAGGCCCUCGCGGCUUAUGGCUACUAA